UUAUAAUAAUAUGAGUUAGAUUUCAUAACUCACUUACUGUAAGGGUUCAUGUUAGCAAAAUUUAGAAAACCUGUUGGGAUAUUCCAGAGAGAAGUGUAGGAAAAAAAUAAAGGGCAUGCAUACCUUGAUAAUCUUAAGGAGAAAAAGAGUGUAGGGAUCAAACGCCUAUUCCGUUCGCCCCACAUGUACGUUUAUCCCCUGGAAGAGCAUUGGUCCACAACCAUCUAUGUGUCUACUCCGUGCAUGUGCCAGCCAGUAACCUGUCUCGUUCAUACGCGGUUGUCACGUAAGUGAUGAUUUAAUCGUGCCCCUAUGAGAAUCUUACCCCGACAUGAACACAGCAAGUGCUCGAUAGUCAUCAUCAAGUUAGCUUCUGCAGUAAUAAGAUUUUGAAUUCCCAUGUGCGUCGCAAUAAAGUCUACACGCAAUGCUUGGUAAUAACUUAUUUCAUAGUACAAUAUAUAUAAAUAUAUUCGGUACACCAUUGAAAGAUCCAUAAAAUAUGUUAUAUAUAUAGAGAUACUACUUACAGUUAGUGACAUCCUCGACCUGUGUGAUGUUCACGGUUAGCUCUCAGCUGUGCUUCUGGGCGAUUCCACAGUUUUCGGGUAGCGUCGACUGCAGUCACUGACAAUCAGUGGUAUCGUAUGGAGUCUCAGUGAGAGGCAUGUUGGCUCCGUCUCUUGCCUAAAUGCUGAGUGCGUAUCAUACUCGAUGUGAAAAGGUGAGUUAUUGGCACCUUUGAUUUACCAAUGGCCAUCCCGCAUCCCUUGCUCACAUAUAGGAGUUUAAAGAGGAUCACUACCUCUAUACGCGAAUAUUUGGCUACUACAACUUCAACUGUUUAUUCAUUAUAAAGCCAUGGGGUGGAGGCCGGCAAACAAACACUCAACAAACCCAUACAAAAUGCAAAUUUUACGAAUGAAUAGGGGCAAACUUCUCACAUAUCAAUGAUAAGGGGCCUCCUUUUUAUAGCCGAGUCCGAACGGCGUGCCGCAAUGUGACACCUCUUUGGAGAGAAGUUUUACAUGGCAUAGUACCUCACAAAUGUUGCCAGCAUUUGGAGGGCAAACCCAUACAGGCUACACAAUUCUGCACGCAUUAAGGAUUUUUGCGGAAGAAGUCAACGUGACAGACUUGCAAAUCGAGGCAACAAAGUGAAGCAAUGGCGUAACCCUUUUUGAUUUCGGAAUUUAGACAGAUGGUUAGUUUACGUUAGGUAAAAUAAACUACUGGACUCAUGUAUUGUUGAAAUCAAGUUGGAUUGAGACUUCCACGAGGAAGUGGACGUAGCAGUCUGGCCAUUCAGGAAGCAUAUACAACGACAACCUGGUACUAAGCAGAAUAUACGAAUUUUUGCGGGCAGCCAGACGCAUCUGCUAGCACCAGGAGUCGAUAUCGCCACAACUUCUUGUGUACUGCAAGGAAAAAUUUGCUUAGAUAUGAGAGCAGAAUAGAAGGUGAAAUGGCUUUUCUAAAGCCUGUCUCUUCAAUAUAUUCCUUAGUGGCUCUUAAACUAAGUCACGAGGAAUGUGGCCCUACUCCUGGCAAAAGCUAGACCAAGCAAUGAAAGAGAGUGUAUGCCACUGUUUCAUCCUUCUGUGAAAGAGUUAUACAUAUACUGUCAUUUGACGCUGCAAUCCAGGUGAGCUUGAAGUCUAAAGGGGUUGGGUUUCGAUACGUUUCGAAAGAUCCCUUGUUUUCCCCCAACAGGGUCUACCCAACGAAUUUUCGUGGUUUAUUGUAAAUCAUCAUUUUUUAUCUUCGAAGCAUGGAAUGACUCAUAUUUCUAUGUAUGUGCGCAUAUCUAUGCUGGAGAGUUGAAACCAAAUGUCUCAGAACAUGUAAAGGAUUUGUUGCGUAUUCAACAUAUGCCAGCCAGCCAGCAUCAACAAAAGUGAAAAAAACAAAGCGGCUCUUCUUAAUCAACGGAUUAAGUAUAAAAAUUGCAACGAAAACAAUAAACAUGACCGGAAAACGGGGUGGUGUAAUAUUAGGACAUGUCCUGGCCAAUUUGUGUGGUAAAAUAAAUCGGAAAAAACCAUUACCUAAUGAUGGAGUGCAGCCACCGGAAACUCUAAAUCGUUGCUUAACUACAUUGGACAUUACUUUGUUGGGUAUUGGUCAUAUGGUGGGAGCUGGCAUCUAUGUUCUAACCGGCACAGUGGCCAAGGAAAUUGCUGGACCCGGUAUUAUUUUGUCAUUUAUGCUGGCGGGCUUAGUUUCAAUGCUUGCGGCCAUUUGCUAUGCGGAAUUUGGCACACGUAUUCCUAAGGCGGGGGCAGCUUAUGCCUACACCUAUAUAGCAGUGGGAGAAUUCUGGGCCUUUAUUAUUGGCUGGAACAUCUGCUUGGAACAUAUGUUGGGUGCCGCCUCAGUGGCAAGAGCAUGGAGUGGUUAUGUUGAUAGCCUUCUCGAUGGAUGGAUAAAAAACACCACCAUAGCUUUGAUGGGAAAAGGCGAAUUUUACGAUUCCGAUCUUCUGGCCCAGUAUCCGGAUAUUCUUGCUUGUGUUAUAUGCCUUGUGUAUGCUGUGACCAUGGCAUUAGGCGUUAAGGUAACUGCCACAUUUAAUGGUCUGCUAACCUUAGUUAAUAUUGGAGUUAUGUCUUUGGUCAUUUGUGUGGGCUUUUGGUACGCCGACACUAAAAAUUGGUUUCAAUCUGAUGGUGGUUUUCUACCCUUUGGAUUUGGUGGAGUAAUAGCUGGAGCUGCUACAUGUUUUUAUGCUUUUGUGGGAUUUGAUUCCAUAGCCACUUCGGCAGAGGAGGCCAAGAACCCUGCCUCGUCGGUGCCAAUUGCCACUUUGGUAUCACUGAGUGCUGUUGCGGCAGGGUAUAUACUUGUUAGCGCAGCGCUUACGCUUAUGAUACCAACGGAUGAAAUCAACCCUUCUGCCUCAUUACCGGAGGCUUUUGGUCAAUUGGGAUUACCUUGGGCCAAAUUUAUUAUAACCAUAGGAGCUUUGUGCGGCAUGACCACCACCUUGCUGGGUUCACUAUUUGCCUUGCCUCGAUGUAUGUAUGCCAUGGCUUGCGAUGGACUGCUUUUCAGCUGUUUUGGAAAGAUCAAUUCCUUUACCCAGGUGCCCGUUUUAAACUUGAUCUCUGGAGGGAUAUUCAGUGCCUUGUUGGCUUUAAUAUUCGACUUGAAACACCUGGUGGAGUUUAUGUCCAUAGGAACCCUCCUUGCUUAUACGAUUGUUGCGGCCAGUGUGAUUAUACUACGUUAUCGUCCCAUGAAGCCUGAGAGCCUAAUAUAUGCUCCCGACUCUUCCGAAAGCGAAAACAUGGAUUUUGAGGCUGAUAGUUUGUCUGAAUCGAGCACCGACACCAUAUCUCAAACAUGUGAUCUGAUAGGAGGCGCAGCGGCGGGCCGUUUAAAACCGAAAUAUAAAUGGCUGCAACCAUUAGUGGGCAAUGUAGACGGAGAUCGUGUGGUCACAGCAGCCGUUGUACUCUUUUGUCUUUUCAGUUUCGGUAUUUGUAUACAGAUCAAAGUUUCCUGGACGGAAUCACAAAUGCAAAGUUCUUACUGGACUUUUAUGUUUAAUGGUUUCAUACUCUUCCUGGCUUUUGCCUGCAUAGCAUUGAUAUCGGCCUACAACCAAAAUACACAGGGUCUAACAUUUAAGGUGCCUCUGGUGCCUAUAUUACCCGCCAUUAGCAUCUUCUCCAACAUAGCCCUUAUGGUGCAUUUGAGUUUUGUCACUUGGCUACGAUUCUUCAUAUGGGUGUCGCUUGGAAUGCUUAUGUACUUUGGCUAUGGCAUUCAUCAUAGCAAACAGGAUCCGGAGAAUACAAUUUAUUCCAUUUUAAGAACUCCACCAAAUGUAAAACAAAAUGUCGUUAGUGCUGCUGAGCAACCUACGACUAAUACGAAUUCAAUAUGGCAGCGAUUUAUUGGAAGGAAGAAAUUGGAAAUGGAAGAACAAGUACAACCUUAAUUUAAUCACGACAAUACAAUGGGUUUCUUAUAAGGACAUUACAUCUACAGAUCGAUAAUCACAUAGGAAAAAAGUGUGUGUGUACAUAUCCAUAUGUACUACACUACUAUACAUAUAAAUAUUAUCCAAUGUAUACAACAAUAAUCAAUUAAUUGUCAGUGUAUAAAUAUCUAUUUACAAACUUGA
Molecule: messenger RNA, 4132 nt
Organism: Stomoxys calcitrans (stable fly)
Lineage: Eukaryota; Metazoa; Arthropoda; Insecta; Diptera; Muscidae
Product: cationic amino acid transporter 4
Exons: 2
Coding region: 1796-3946 (716 amino acids)
Biological process (GO): amino acid transport; transmembrane transport
Cellular component (GO): plasma membrane
Molecular function (GO): amino acid transmembrane transporter activity
Source: RefSeq, a predicted model, not a curated record